Messenger RNA from Sclerotinia trifoliorum, 2113 nucleotides. NCBI's taxonomy places the organism in Eukaryota, Fungi, Ascomycota, Leotiomycetes, Helotiales, Sclerotiniaceae. The record is from the annotation of a GenBank genome assembly.
CUCUGUCAUAUUUAUUUAUUUCCAUCCAACGUUUUUGGUUUUUCCAUUCCUCUUCCACUUCCAUCUAUCUCCAUACAAGAUCCGAAUUCCGAAAUACGAAAUCUUCUGCUUCUACCUCUGCUUCUGCUUCUGCUUCUGCUUCUGCAUUUGCAUCUACCCGUCACUUUUCUCACAACAACAUCAAAAUCAAUUGGUUUAACAAAAACUAGGAAAUUAAUUCUUGAUUGGAAAAGUGAGACCCAUCUCUUGUACAUCCAUUACUUUUGUUUACUUGUUCAUAAUCAGUCAAAUCAUCCAUCGGAUAACAAUGGCAUCCCCUCCAUCCCCACCAUAGUAAGUUCUAUUCAAUUUCAUUCAUUUAUCACAAGAUACCUUCAACAUUCAAUCUCCAAACUACACAUUCAAUCAAAUACAUCACACAUACACAUACACAUACACACAAACAUACGCAUCACGAAUUUCUACUGUAUGCAUUGGCACAUAUUCAGAAUGCCACGCAACAAAUACACGACCACCGGGUCCAUACCUCCAACACAUCCUUCUCCACGAGAACCAAUUCUACCUUCCAAACCUCACACUCUAACAAAUUCCUCUUCUUCCAGCGAUAAUAUCGAGGAUCCAAUGACGGCUCAGAAAAUGAUGCACGCCAAUUCCAUUCCUGAACCAAGCGAAUCUCCUAAGUCUCAAUUGCAUGAUGCCAUUGAGAGGAUUCAGUCUUUGCAUAAGAGGAGAGCUCAGAUUAAAACUAUUUAUGAGAAUGAGAGACAGUACUUGGAUCAGAGGAGUCAGAAGACGAAGAGUAGUUUUGAGGGCUUGAUUGUUAGUACUGAGGAACAGAUACAAAGUAUUAAUGAGGUAAGCGUCUUGAUGUUUUUUUGGAUAAUGGGUUGAAAGGAGAUGGGAUAGUUGAUGAUUCGUUGGAAUCAAGUUGGGAUAAAAUUGAAGGAUCUCCACUCGAUCCACCGGCGCUAACAUAUUUGAAAAUAGUUCCCAGCAUUCGACAGUCAUCCAGAUUACACCGAGGUUAAUGGAAAGCUACAUUCGGUAGCAUUAGACACGAAAGCUCUAUUUCAAAAUGUGAAUGCUUUGAGCGAGUCAAUAAUCAUGGCAUUGGAUGCUUGGUAUCAAAAAGAGGUUGACAAGUGCGCAUAUGAAAUUAAGCUCGCAGAGAAAGAUUACAAGGUUUGUACACCAUAUUUCUUUUCGCUGCGCCAUAUUCUUCAGAUAAGCAAAACCCAAAGUCAAGUACUGACACUUUCCAGCGCUCUUUCGAUACCUGGCAAGAACUCAUUAAAUCCGGCGACCUUUUUGGCGCCACUGAACCAUUCAAAUCCCCCGCCCCUGUUAGCAACGGUCCCAACUCCUCCCGCUCAUCGCAUCAACUUCGAGAUGGUCCAGAUCCUCACAUGUACGCACCAGGUCCUGCUCAAAAUCCGAAUAAUUUGCAUAAAUCCGAUACCAUUACGUCGCAUAAUAAUGUUCGACCGCAAAGUAGUAGGACUACUAGUAUGGAUAUGAGUGGUGCGAAUGGUAUGAUGGGAGGUAAUAUGAAUGGAGGAGUUAGAGGAAAUGGUAAUGGUAAUGGUAAUGGAAAUGGAAAUGCGAAUGCGAAUGCAAAUGGAGAUAUGAAUUAUCCGCCUAAUUCUAGUGAAAAGAGAUCUGGAGGAAAGAAGAAAACUUUUAGUUGGUUGAGCGGGGGGAGUGGGAAUGGGAAAUAUAUUGAGUGAGGUUAGUAAUGGAUGAUGGGUUUUAAGAAGCGAAGGAUGAAAUUACGGGGAUCGAGGGGGUAAAAAGGUUUGGAUGGAUGGGUGGGUGGAAGGAUGGAUUUGUAAAUGGAUGGCGUUAUGGAAAUACCGUUUUCACAUCGGUAUUGAGAUGAUGAUGAUCAUGAGACUGCUCUUGCGUUUUGCAUAGGAUUGUAUUGUGGAAGGAUGGGUUUGCUGUAUUGAAUGGAUGGUACAUAUGAGCAGAGAUGAGUGGAUGGGUAAGCUCAUUACUUUAUUUCAUCAUGUUCUUUUGUUUUCGAGAUGGAAAUGAUAUGAUGGAAAUGGAUGCAUAGGUAUGUACAGAUUAGGUAUUUAAUUAAUGAUAAAUGAUUGAUAUGAUAUAAUAU